Molecule: messenger RNA, 2603 nt
Organism: Vicugna pacos (alpaca)
Lineage: Eukaryota; Metazoa; Chordata; Mammalia; Artiodactyla; Camelidae
Gene: PIF1
Product: PIF1 5'-to-3' DNA helicase
Biological process (GO): DNA repair; telomere maintenance
Molecular function (GO): DNA helicase activity
Source: RefSeq, a predicted model, not a curated record
UUGCGCCUCAAGCUGGCAGCGGACCCCGGUCCCGGGCCCUCCGCCCGCACGCAGCUGCUUGGCCCGCGGCCCCGCGACUUCGUCACCAUCAGUCCCGUGCAGCCCGAGGAGCUGCGGCGCGCGGCGGCCACCCGGGUCACGGACACCACGCCAGUGAAGCGGCCCACGGAGCCCCGGUCAGAGACCAAGCCCAGCACCGAAUCCCCAAGGUGGCCCAUGCCUGUGAAGAAGCUGAGCUUGCCCUCAACCAAACCACAGCUUUCCAAGGAACAAGCUGCUGUGCUGAGGGUCGUCCUGAAAGGCCAGAGCAUUUUCUUCACAGGGAGUGCAGGGACAGGGAAGUCUUAUCUGUUGAAGCGUAUCCUGGGCUCCCUGCCUCCCACAGGCACUGUGGCCACUGCCAGCACUGGAGUGGCAGCCUGCCACAUCGGGGGUACUACCCUCCAUGCCUUUGCAGGCAUUGGCUCGGGCCAGGCUCCUCUGGCCCAGUGUGUGGCCCUGGCCCAGCGGCCAGGUGUGCGGCAGGGUUGGCUGAACUGUCAGCGGCUAGUCAUUGAUGAGAUCUCCAUGGUGGAGGCAGAUCUGUUUGACAAGCUGGAGGCCGUGGCCAGAGCUGUCCGGCAGCAGAACAAGCCAUUUGGAGGGAUCCAGCUGAUCAUCUGUGGGGACUUCCUGCAGCUGCCGCCCGUAACCAAAGGAUCCCAGCCCCCACAGUUCUGCUUCCAGGCCAAGAGCUGGAGGAGGUGUGUCCCAGUGAUCCUGGAGCUGACUGAGGUGUGGAGACAGGCAGACAAGACCUUCAUCUCUCUGCUGCAAGCUGUGCGGCUGGGCAGGUGCUCGGAUGAGGUCACCAGCCAGCUCCGGGCCACAGCUGCCCACAAAGUGGGGCGAGAUGGGAUUGUGGCCACAAGGCUCUGCACCCACCAGGAUGACGUGGCCCUUACCAACGAGAAGCGGCUGCAGGAGCUACCAGGUGAAAUACACAGCUUUGAGGCCAUGGACAGUGACCCUGAGCAGGCUCGGACCCUGGAUGCCCAGUGUCCCGUUAGCCAGCUCCUUCAGCUAAAGCUGGGGGCGCAGGUGAUGCUGGUGAAGAACUUGGCAGUGUCUCGGGGUCUAGUGAAUGGCGCCCGAGGGGUGGUAGUCGGGUUCGAGGCCGAGGGGAGAGGGCUGCCCCAGGUGCUGUUCCUGUGUGGAGUCACCGAGGUCAUCCGUGCUGACCGCUGGACGGUGCAGGCUACGGGGGGCCAGCUCCUCAGCCGGCAGCAGCUGCCCCUCCAGCUGGCCUGGGCGAUAUCCAUCCACAAGAGCCAGGGCAUGUCCCUGGACUGUGUGGAGAUCUCUCUGAGCCGUGUGUUUGCCAGUGGCCAGGCCUACGUGGCCCUUUCUCGGGCCCGCAGCUUGCAGGGCCUGCGUGUGCUGGACUUUGACCCUAUGGUAGUUCGCUGUGACCCCCGUGUGCUCAGCUUUUAUGCUACCCUGCGGCAGGACAGGGGCCUCAGCCUGGGGUCCCCAGAUGACAGUGAGGCAGCCUCAGACCAGGAGAACGUGGACCCGAACCUCUGAUCUGCAAAGAGAAGACAAAGGAUGGUCUUCACUCCUGCUCCCUAGUGGGCUGGCCCCAGGGUGCACCUGGGGGAGGGUAGUCAGUGUCCCUGUCUCCCUUCAUCAGGGGCUCUCAGCCUUCUGGCAGAGCUCAGGGGAGAGUGCUUCCCACUCAUUUGCCAGCUGUGCCUCAGUUUCUCCCCUUGCCCUGGGGGAGAUGCUUCCAGGGUCAGGAGUUGGGAAUGGGCCUGUGGUGGGGACUGGCGUUCUAGGACAGAGCUCUCUGCGAGGUGUCUGCCUCGGGGCCACACGCUUGUGAAUGGCGCUCCCUUUGGGCUGCAGGGGGGAGAGGUGGUGAAACAGGUGCUCCAAGAGCAGGAACAGACAGGCAGGGUCCUGGUGGAGGACUCAGGCAGAGUACAGGCCCCAAGCAGAGACGGGAACCUGGGGGCAUCUUCACAGCUAGACCCAGCCCAGCACUAGUCAGAACGAACCCCCUCCAGACCCCAACCUGAGAACACGCACUGCCUCUACCUGAGGCUGCUCUUUUGGGGAAGAAAUCAUGUGUUGGGGUAUUGAAAUAGAUGCUCUCAGACUGUAUUUAUUUAGGACAAAUAAACUCAUGAAUUGUGUGAGGACUGCGAGUUGUCUUCUGCUCUCCAAGAACCCCUGCCUGGGACACUGGCUGACCCUUUCCAAGGAGGCUCCUGCCCCUACCCACAUGCACAAGAGGUGUCUGUUACAAUGGCCGAGCUCACAGUGUGCAUCCUUAUGUGAGGUUUUGUUAAUAUCACUUGUAAUUUGGAAAAGCUGAGUUACCUGAGUGAGGCUGGUGACUCACAAUGAAAUGACAAGGUGAAUCGCCACCACCCAAAGUCAAACAAGGACACACACUAGAGACUCUAGAGAAUUCUCAUGGUGGGAAAUGGGCCUGUCACAGUGGCUAGAUGCUGGGGUCCUCGGUUGAAACUUUCUCAUUUCGUGCCUUGCUGGGGCUGCAGCUUGGAUCAGCAUAGCUUUGGUUCAUCAAAAAGCCUGAUGGAAACUGCUCAGGGGCC